CUCCGCCGCCCAGCCGGAGCCCCGCGGCAGCUCCGCAGUGCACUAUCCGCCGCCGCCGCUCUGCCAGCCCUGCCGCCCGCCUGGUCCAGCCCUGAGCGAGCCUCAAGCGCCAGCCGAGAGGGUCAUGAGCCAGAGUACCCCGGAGCGCCGCGGGGAGAGCGAGCGGAGAUAGCGGCCUUGCGCCCUUCGGCCCUCGGCGUCUCGCCGCGCGUCCCCCGCGUCCUCAGCUCCUGCUGUCCUUCUCCCGCCCCCCUCGGGCCCCGCCGCCGCCAUGGCCACUCUGCUCCGCAGCAAGCUGUCCAAUGUGGCCACGUCCGUGUCCAACAAGUCUCAGGCCAAGGUGAGCGGCAUGUUCGCCAGGAUGGGCUUUCAGGCGGCUACGGACGAGGAGGCGGUGGGCUUCGCGCACUGCGACGACCUCGACUUUGAGCAUCGACAGGGCCUUCAGAUGGACAUCCUGAAAGCCGAGGGCGAGCCUUGUGGGGAGGAAGGCGCUGAGCCGCCCGUCGAAGGAGACAUCCAUUACCAGCGCGGCGGCGGCGCGCCCCUGCCGCCCUCGGGCUCCAAGGACCAGGCGGUGGGGGCUGGUGGCGAGUUCGGGGGCCACGACAAGCCCAAGAUCACAGCGUGGGAGGCAGGCUGGAACGUGACUAAUGCCAUCCAGGGUAUGUUCGUGCUGGGCCUGCCCUACGCCAUCCUGCACGGCGGCUACUUGGGCUUGUUUCUCAUCAUCUUCGCCGCGGUGGUUUGCUGCUACACUGGCAAGAUCCUUAUCGCGUGCCUGUAUGAGGAGAACGAGGACGGCGAGGUGGUGCGCGUGCGGGACUCGUAUGUGGCCAUCGCCAACGCUUGCUGCGCGCCGCGCUUCCCCACGUUGGGCGGACGCGUGGUGAACGUGGCGCAAAUCAUCGAGCUGGUGAUGACGUGCAUCUUGUACGUGGUGGUGAGCGGCAACCUCAUGUACAAUAGCUUCCCGGGGCUGCCCGUGUCGCAGAAGUCCUGGUCCAUCAUUGCCACUGCCGUUCUGCUGCCCUGCGCCUUCCUCAAGAACCUCAAGGCCGUGUCCAAGUUCAGCCUGCUGUGCACUCUGGCUCACUUCGUCAUUAAUAUCCUGGUCAUCGCCUACUGCCUAUCUCGGGCCCGCGACUGGGCCUGGGAGAAGGUCAAGUUCUAUAUCGAUGUCAAGAAGUUUCCCAUCUCCAUUGGCAUCAUCGUGUUCAGCUACACCUCGCAGAUCUUCCUGCCUUCGCUGGAGGGCAAUAUGCAGCAGCCCAGCGAGUUCCACUGCAUGAUGAACUGGACGCACAUCGCCGCCUGCGUGCUCAAGGGCCUCUUCGCACUCGUCGCCUACCUCACCUGGGCCGAUGAGACCAAGGAAGUCAUCACCGAUAACCUGCCCGGCUCCAUUCGCGCCGUGGUCAACGUCUUUCUAGUGGCCAAGGCGCUGUUGUCCUACCCUCUGCCCUUCUUUGCUGCUGUCGAGGUGCUGGAGAAGUCGCUGUUCCAGGAGGGCAGCCGAGCCUUCUUCCCCGCCUGCUACGGCGGCGACGGGCGCCUCAAGUCAUGGGGACUGACGCUGCGCUGCGCGCUGGUCGUCUUCACGCUUCUCAUGGCCAUCUAUGUGCCGCACUUCGCUCUGCUCAUGGGCCUCACCGGCAGCCUCACGGGCGCCGGCCUCUGCUUCCUGCUGCCCAGCCUCUUCCACUUGCGCUUGCUCUGGCGCAAGCUGCUGUGGCACCAAGUCUUCUUCGACGUCGCCAUCUUCGUCAUCGGCGGCAUUUGCAGCGUGUCGGGCUUCGUGCAUUCGCUCGAGGGUCUCAUCGAGGCUUAUCGAACCAACGCGGAGGACUAGCGCUCCAAGGCGCUCCCUGGCGGUGCUCCCGCGCUCUCCCCCCCUCUCCUCUCCACCCCAUCCCACCCUCACCAGCCCGGUGCGCCUUGCCGCCGCGCUUGGGAAGCCAAGCUUUAAACAUCUCCGGUUCCUAGUUUCUGAUUAUUCGGGGAUGGGGGUGGGGGUGGGGGGAGGUAGGGAUCCACGAUCCAUCUCGUCUGCGUUUGUUUGCCUUUCUUUUCCACAUCGCCCUGGUUUGGGGGAGGGAGGCAGGGGCGCAGCUCGCAGGCGCGAGAAUCGACCUUGGGGGGACAUUUCGCAGCCAUCCAGGGCUCAGAUGCCAUUUACAGCAAGAGCGCUUCCCAUUCCGGAGACACUUUAACCCUGCAGCGGGAAAGGCUGGCCGGGAAAUCUGUUUCGGGUGGGCAAUUUGUCUUCGGCAAGCGGGAAGGCAAGAAGCCGCGCAGCGCUGGCUUGCCUGCGGGUUUUCAGAAAUCCAAAUUCAUCUUGUGCAAUUUAUCAGGUUGUGGAACUGUUCAACUGUGCGUGUGGUGUGCUCGUGGUGAAUAAGAUGAAAUGUAUAUCAGAAAAAAAAAAUCUAUCUCUAAUUUAGAUUGCGGCGCAUAAUUACAUCCGCAAAUAAAGAAGAAACAAAGGCCCGCGUGCGGCAUCAUGUAAAUUCUGUGCCUUCGCAACAGCCGCGUUCCUGGUGCUGCGCGCGACUGGGGUUAUUUGGAUGAGGUCUGGCCCCGCGAAGCCGAGGGCUUAGAGGAGUGUCUGUACCUAAAGGGUCGGGGUAGAACUCCAGGAAUCUCGGAGGUUGGUUCUCAUCCGGGCACCAAAAGGGAGGCACUCAAGUUAUCUAGGGGACUCAGGAAGAAGCAUGCAGAGCGGCUUUGGUGUGGCAGCUGCCUGUCCGGCUUCCCACCCCCGAGCUGCCCGUCAAGGUUUGUUCUGAACAUCUCUGGUCCACCUGAGAAUUUGGUGGACGCUCCCAAUCUCCAGUUCUGAUACACAAUGCUUUUAUGUACAAAUUCAUCUAUCUAUCUAUCUAAUCUUUCAACAAAUAAGUAUAGACUGUGCCUAUACGUUUGUUCAACAAAUACUUAUAGACUGUGCCUUCGCCAGGUGAAACAAACUCAAACCUGCCCUCCUGGAGCCUACAGAAAGCCAAGUGGGGGGAGACAGGCAAUAAACAAGGACAUGGAGAAAGCCACAAAAUAAAUGCAGACUGUGAAAAGAGCUAUGAAGGAAAUCAGUAGCGAGUUAUGGAUUUCCCAGGGUCCCCAGGGCCAGCCGCUAGCUUGAUCCCACACGCUUUUCUCACCCUGCAGAACAGCCCGUUGGGUCCAACUGGGGUUUAAACAUCCACAGCCAAGAGACUGGCUUUUUAGAUCCGGCGCCUUUGGGGCCCCAAUCUCCCCCCUUUCUUGUGCAGACCUUUUGGGAAUGUGUUUGCCUGAAUUACAGGGUGAUUCUACUGCGGAUCCAACUCCAGGGGGAGCACCCGCGGGGAAUCUUAGGCCCCGAGAUGGUUUGGAAGGGUCAGGGUCACUUUCCCGAUGGGAGCCGGGAGCUCAGUGCAGGUAGGAGGUCCCCGGGAUUUUCUCUCAGUGCGAAAAGAAACCACGCGAGAGGUUCGUGUUCUCCACCUGCUGAGGCCGAGGCUUCGUUUGGAACGGUUUCUCCAGGUGCAAUCGGCACGGGGGA
Molecule: messenger RNA, 3541 nt
Organism: Choloepus didactylus (southern two-toed sloth)
Lineage: Eukaryota; Metazoa; Chordata; Mammalia; Pilosa; Megalonychidae
Gene: SLC32A1
Product: solute carrier family 32 member 1
Exons: 2
Coding region: 272-1852 (526 amino acids)
Biological process (GO): amino acid transmembrane transport
Cellular component (GO): vacuolar membrane
Molecular function (GO): amino acid transmembrane transporter activity
Source: RefSeq, a predicted model, not a curated record